This is a messenger RNA of Prunus armeniaca (apricot), 1407 nucleotides long. Lineage: Eukaryota; Viridiplantae; Streptophyta; Magnoliopsida; Rosales; Rosaceae. The record is from the annotation of a GenBank genome assembly.
AUGGCUGCCUCAUUGAUGGGAAGUGGCCAGCGCCUUGCCGCUCUGGCGCUCUGCCUUAUACUCCUCCUGGAUAUUACAAUGCCUAGUUUGGUUUUGGCCAAUAAGGCCAAAGGAGGAGGACAUCAUCGUGGCGGAGGUGGACGUGCACAAAAAGGUGGUGGGCAUAAAGGAGGCGGUGGUGGACAUAAAGGUGGAAAAGGUGGUGGGCCUAAGGGAGGUAGUGGGCCUAAAGGAGGUGUUGGGCCAAAAGGAAGUAGUGAGCCUAAAGGAGGUGUUGGGCCAAAAGGAGGUAGUGGGCCAAAAGGAGGUGGUGUAGCUCCAAAUGUUCCUAAACCUAAACCUAAUCCAAAUCCAGUUGGCGGUGGAAUUCCUAAACCUAAUCCUAAUCCUGUGAUUCAUCCUAAUCCUAAUCCUGUGAUUCCUCCUAAUCCUAAUCCUGUGAUUCCUCCUAAUCCUGUGAUUCCUCCUAAUCCUAAUCCUAAUCCUAAUCCUGUGAUUCCUACUAAUCCUAUUCCAGCUGGUGGUGCACCUGUGGGUGGCGGCGUUCCUGUUCCUGAAGCUGGGAAAGGCAUCCUAUACCACGGAGGGCCUCUGCUCACCGGGGACCUCAAUCUCUCCAUCCUAUUUUACGGUCAGUUCACGGCCGAACAAAAGAACGUCGUCCGGAGUUUCCUGAGGUCCCUCGAGAACACCGAGAACGACCACAUAGCCGCCGUGCACAGGUGGUGGGACAUUGUCGAGGCCUACCAACUAUUCACCAAUAAGCCCGGCCUGGACCCCACCGCUGCCCCACCAAGACUCCGGAUCAAAGUGGGCACUCAGCAGAGUGACGACAAGUACACAGUGGGGAAGGUGUUGACCAUUGACUUCAUCAACUCUCUGUUCAAGAAGGCCGACUCCGGGAAGCCCAACACUCUUGUCGUACUCUUCACGGGGAGCCAAGUGACGGUGCAAGGGCUGUGCAGAGGCAAAUGUUACGAGCACGGCUUGGUUGAUAACAAACCCUAUCUCAUCGUCGGCAACCCCGAAAUCGAGUGUCCCGGAGCUUGUGGCUGGCCCUUCAACAGGCUCGACUACGGCGUUUCAAACCAGGUCACCGUGAAGCCCCCCAACGGAAACGCCGGCAUUGAUGCCAUGCUCAUCAACUUCGCCUCCGGCUUGGCUGCUGCAGUCACCAACCCCUUCAAUACCGGAUUCUUCAAACCCGGACCCAAGGACGACCCCAUCGAGGCCGGCACCGCCUGCGAUAACAUCUUCGGAAGUGGCGCAGUCCCUGGCCAGACCGGAAAGGUUGAGCUCGACCCCGCUUCGGGUGGAUCCUACAAUGCCAUUGGAGAGAAGGGUAUGAAGUUCAUGCUCCCCUCCGUGUGGAACCCACGCACCAACAACUGCUGGACCGCCCUGUAA